Molecule: messenger RNA, 5470 nt
Organism: Protopterus annectens (West African lungfish)
Lineage: Eukaryota; Metazoa; Chordata; Ceratodontiformes; Protopteridae
Gene: ZNF142
Product: zinc finger protein 142
Exons: 6
Coding region: 57-5285 (1742 amino acids)
Biological process (GO): regulation of transcription by RNA polymerase II
Cellular component (GO): nucleus
Molecular function (GO): DNA-binding transcription factor activity, RNA polymerase II-specific; RNA polymerase II transcription regulatory region sequence-specific DNA binding
Source: RefSeq, a predicted model, not a curated record
GGUGGUGCAGAACCUUCUGAGAUGGAUAGCCUGAAUUAGAUGGUGGUAACUCUGCCAUGGAAGGGACAAAAGAUGAGAGCUUUGAUAACAACAAAGAUGGUAGCAGCAGAGGACGUUAUGCAAAAUGGAGAAGAAAGAAAGUGAAGAAAAAUGGAGCUUCAGGGCAUACAGAGAACAAAACCUUAGAAGAUGAAGCUGGAACUUAUCCGAGUACCUCAGAUGAGGAUGGCCACAGUGCAGCACAAGGACCUGGAAAAGAAGUUUGCAGGAGAGACAGGCCUUGUAGGCCAAGAUAUUUCAGAGGUGAUGUUGAAGAAGGUAAAGAGCACUUGUUCAAAACUCACAUGUGUCCUGAAUGCAAGCGCUGUUUCAAGAAGAGGACUCACCUGGUUGAGCACCUGCAUCUGCACUUUCCAGACCCAAGUCUGCAGUGUCCCAAUUGCCAGAAGUUUUUUACCAGUAAAAGUAAACUGAAGAUACAUUUAAUGAGGGAGAUGGGUGAGAAGGCACAUCACUGCCCUCUCUGUGACUAUAGCUCAGUGGAAAAGAAUGCUCUGAACCGACACAUGGCCAGCAUGCAUGAAAACAUUUCCAACUUCUACUCAGAUGUGUACAUCUGCCCUGUGUGUGAGGAGAGAUUCAAGUUGAGUCAGGCUCUAAAGGAGCAUAUGAAGACUCAUAAAGAUGAGUCAAAGGCGCUGCUUUGCUUUUUAGACACAUGUGACUUCACUACAGAAGAUCGCAAGGAGUUUAUUAAACAUGCAAAGGAGUUUCAUGACAUAAAGGUAGUGGAAUGUAGAUAUCAUGCCUGUUCUAUUCUGUUCAGGACUCGUGAAGAGAUGGAAGCACAUCGCAAAGUGCACUAUGCCUUCCACUGUGACCAGUGUGAUUUUGUAUGUUCCAAUAAACACGUAUUUCGGAAACACAAACGUCAGGGUCAUGCUGGCAAAGACGAGCUUACCUGUGCCUUCUGUCCUUACAAGACAUUUAAUCCAGUGGAGUAUAGUGACCAUGUAGGGAAAAUGCACGCCAAUGAGAAAAUUCAUAAAUGUACAGAGUGUAGCUUUGCCACAGCUCACAAGAGAGUAUUAAACCGGCACACUCUGCUCCAUACAGGCGAGAAGCCUCACAAGUGUACAUUAUGUGCUUUCACAUGCCGUGAUGUCAGCUACCUGUCCAAACACAUGCUUACCCAUUCUGAUGAUAAGAAUUACAUGUGCACUGAAUGUGGUUAUGUCACCAAGUGGAAACAUUAUCUCAAUGUACACAUGCGCAAGCACACUGGAGAUCUGAGGUACCAAUGCAAUCAGUGUUCAUAUCGGUGCCAUCGAGUUGACCAACUCACCAGUCACAAGCUACGUCACCAAGCCAAGUCACUUAUUUGUGAGGUCUGUGGAUUUGCUUGUAAACGCAAAUAUGAACUGCAGAAGCACACACAAAUGAAACAUUCGCAGGACUAUCAGAUGCCCACAUUUCAGUGUCAGUACUGCACUUACCAGACCAAGUACAAGCAGGCUCUUCUCAACCAUGAGAACUGUAAGCACACCAAGCAGAAAGAGUUUCGCUGUGCUCUGUGCUCAUACCGAACAUUCAGCAACACCAGCCUUUUUUUUCAUAAACGGAAAAUUCAUGGAUAUGUUCCUGGGAACAAAGAGUGGUUGGACAACUAUGCUAAUAAGGAGCUUGCUAGCAAUGCUUCAGAUAUUGUGCUAGAAUAUAAUCAUAUAAAUUCAACUCAGAAACCAAGUGAAAAUGCUCCCACUUCAGAGAAAGUCGAAGUGCCGAAAAACAAGUCAUUAACAAUAGAAUGUCCAGAUGAAAUGUGUUCACAAGUCUUUGAUACAUCCAAUUUUCAAGAUUGUCCUGCACAAAUGGAACCAAAUGAAGGAGCUGAAACUACUGAAAAGGUAUUAGAAGAAUUAAAUCAGAUUAAGGGAGGAGGGGAUGAGAAAUCAUGCAGUCAAGCAACCAUUGAUACUACCUGUGGUGAGACUGACGGCAUUCAGGAAGCAACAGUGAACUGUGGUUUACCAUUUGAAGACGGCUUUAGUACCCAUCUUGACCUGCAUAACACCACGUCAGAUCAACUGACAAAAGAUGUAUCUGUUCCGAGGAAUGGGGUUGUGGAAUCUUGGAACUAUCCAGAAUCUGGUAUAGCAUUUAGCCAGCUGGAAUCAAAUGAAGGUCUUGUUAUACAGGAACAUCCUCCUAGCUUUGAAAGUCACAUUCUUAAGAAAAAAUCUACUGAUAAGUCUAAUAGUGAGCAGUGCAAUGUGAUAGAAAUCAUAGCAGACAAAGGUAAAAGCAACAGCAGCUCUGAUGAGAUUCUGGGUAUUGGCCAGGACCACAUAUACCUUUCAGAAUCAGUCUGUAGCUCAGAAGUAGUUUCAGCAGAUCAAGAUGACGCAGAUAAAGAUGGGAACAUGUGGAUUAGUGUACUGCAGCCCAGCAUUCUAUCCGGUAGUGACCAGAGUAUUCUUGUACCUAAUGAGUCUGAUUUCAUCCACUUAUCAGUUAUCCAGGACAAUACUGACCAGCCUGAUGAGGAAGAAGACAGCAGUCUUUUGCAGUCUGAAUCCGUUAUGAGAGCUUUGCGGAGACAGGACAAAGAGCAGGCAGAGACACUUGUCUCAGAAGGAAGGGUACAGAUGCUGGUGGUCCAGUCAGAAACUCAUGUUUAUAAGUGUGAAAAAUGUGCUUAUAUUACCAGGAAGGAAAAAUCAAUGCAACUUCACUCUAGAUCAGGCUGCCAGGGGAAAAAGUCUCCACUGGUUUGUAAAGAAUGUGGAGCCAGUUUCAAGCAGCAGAGAGGACUAAACACACACAUACUUAAAAAAUGUCCAGUGAUUCUGAAAAAGAGUAGAGUUCUAUCCAAACUGGCCUAUAAUGUACAGUGCAGUAGUAGCAAAGAUGAACAUCAGAUUACUUUAGAUUCUGCAGUUGUAAUUCCAGGUAAUGAUGGAUUAUUUUCAGGUUCUUCUCAUGAAGAUCAAAGUACCUUUGAUGGUUGUGUGAUUAAUCAAGCUUGUACAGAUAUGGAGAUUCCUGUAGAUAUUACUAGUAUACUACAGCAGAAAUGUAGUGAAAUCAAGUCUGAAAUCCAGCAUGACUUUCAGGCAGUAGCAGCAGAGUGUCCUGUGAAUGUUGAUGUAGAGCUUUUGGCAGAAACUACACCCAGCGGUAGCUUUCCUGUAAAAAAUAUUUCAGAACUGGAGACACUGCAGGUUAGUGAUAUUGAUAUUCUUGAUGGAUCAGAAAGUAAUACAUUUGCAAAAGCAGAUAAAUAUAUAUUGGAGCAAGGUAAGUUCCACUGCAAUUUUUGUACAUUUGUCUGUUCAAGACAAUCUACUAUUUUGUGCCAUGUUGAAGAAGGGUGCAGGAAAAUGGAGCACUUUGAAUGCAACAUUUGCACAAUGACAUUUCAGUCAAAAAGGAUCCUGAGAAAACAUCAGAUUAAAAAGCAUAGUGAACUGGGUGCUGAUAAACUGGAUGCAGAGGAAGAAGAAUGUUUUACAGAUUCUGAGGAAGAAGGAAAUUUGGUGGAGUCUACCAGUGAAGGAGUUGCUAGUGAUGAAGACUGGGGUAAGUCUGCUGAUAUAGGAGGACUUUUUGAACUAGAUGGAACCCAUAAAGAGAGGAACUUGUCCUGCCCUUCUUGCCCUUUCACUUGCAGCCAAUCUAGAGCAAUGAAAACUCACAAGAAAAUGGGUUGCAUGAAACCUGGUGAAUUCCAGUGCAGCCUUUGUUCUUUCAUUUGCAAGUCCUUCAAAGCCUUGAGUCAUCAUAAACAACUUCACCAGUCUGUGUGCAGUAAGAAACCACAGCUGACAUGUGAACUCUGUAACUUUACCUGCAAGCAGGCCCGCUGUCUGAAGCAGCACAUCUCAAUUAAACAUGAGGGUAUUAAGCCAUACAAAUGCAGUUACUGUGAUUUUAGUACGACCAGACGUUAUCGUUUAGAGGCCCAUGAAUCUCUGCAUACAGGGAUGGGCAGAAUAACUUGCGACAUCUGCAGUCAGACAUUUGGUACAAACUCAAAGUUGAGAAUACACAAACUCAGAGUCCAUGAAAAGAAGCCAACUCACUUCUGCAUGCUAUGUGACUACAGUGGCUACAAUCAGAAUGAUAUCACUAGGCAUAUGAAUAGUUGUCACAAUGGAGAGCUUCAGUUUGCCUGUAACCAGUGUGAUUCCAAAUUUAGUUCUGAAACGGCCCUCAAACAGCAUGUGCUGCGGAAACAUGAGCAGAAGGUUUGUUACUGCUGUCUGCAUUGUUCAUUUACAUGCUACAGUGAGGCCACUCUGAAAUGUCACAUGCAGAAACAGCACCCACAUCUGAUAUGCGGCAUUUGCAAGGAGAAGUUUAACACCAGGGAGGAAUUGGAGGAGCACAGGAAGGCCCACUUUAACUACCGCUGUGAAUGUUGUGACUUUGCAGCCAAAGAGAGGCAACAGCUGGUCCAGCAUCUUAUGGAAAGCCAUGAGACCACCCUUGAAAAUGAAAAGCAGCUGACAUGCCCCUUCUGCAACUUUUCCUGUCAUCAUCAGUUGGUAUAUGACUACCAUGUAAAGGGCCAUGGAGGGACAAGAGUAUAUAAAUGUACAGACUGUGAUUAUAUGACCAAAAACAAACAGAAGAUCACAUGGCACAUUAGAAUUCACACAGGGGAGAAACCUUACAAGUGUCACCUCUGCAACUAUGCUUGUGCAGAUCCCUCACGCUUAAAGUAUCACAUGCGAAUCCACCAAGAGGAGAGAAAGUACCUCUGUCCAGAGUGUGGCUACAAGUGCAAAUGGGUUAACCAACUGAAGUACCAUAUGACCAAACACACAGGCAUAAAACCCUAUCAGUGUGAUGAGUGUGAAUAUUGCACUAAUCGGGCAGAUGCCCUGCGGAUCCAUAAGGAAACAAGGCAUAAGGAGGCAAGAUCAUUUAUCUGUGAGCAAUGUGGCAAAGCCUUCAAAACACGAUUCCUUCUCAAGACUCACUUAAAAAAGCACAGUGAGGACAAGCCUUAUGUUUGUAAUGUGUGCUUUCGUGGAUUUCGAUGGGCAGCUGGAUUACGACACCACUAUCUCACCCACACCAAUGAGCACCCUUUCUUCUGUCGCUACUGCACAUACAAAGCCAAGCAAAAAUUCCAGGUUAUUAAACAUAUUCAACGACACCAUUCUCAGAAUAUGACAGAUGAUCCCAACCAAGGUGUUGGGAAGGACCCUUCUGCUCCUGUAGUCCACCUACAAGAUGUAAAACUUGGGACUGCUGAAGAAACUCCUGCUUCAUAGAGACCAAAUGAAAAUGAAGCUAUUAUUUAGACAUUUAACAGAGCUAUUGCCCUUAAAAUUCUGUUGAUGGAGACAAUCUUUACUGAUAAUCCCAUAGUAAACUACAUCUGCACAGCUAUGGUCUCACUGAGUGAGUGUGUGUGUGUGUGUGUGUGUGUGUGUGUGUGUGUGUGUGUGUGUGUGUG